ACAUUGCGGCCAUGCGUCCAUUGGAUUCCCCUGCGGGUCACAGGUCCCUGCCGAGACAAAAAGAUCGGUCGGUCGUUCCGGCUCCUUCGCCGACCGCCGCCGCCGCCUCCUCCUCUGUGAAAUCUCCGUCCCGAUUUGGUUCCCUUCCACCUCCUUAAUGGAAGAAGAGUAGAUCCUCUCGAUCUCUUUCUUGCCUCCCGGUCCUUCUCCGCCCUUCGGGACACGAAAUCCCUUGCCGUGGACCAUUAGGGUUGUUGUAGUUUACCGCUUCCUCCUUGAUGGGUCGCUCCCGCGCCGUGCAUAAUUCUGGAGAUGACGAGACGAAUCAGAGAUCGAAGAGAAGGAGAGUUGCUUCAAGUGGAGAGGCUUUGGAAACUAUAACAACAGGACUAGGAUCAAGCGAAGGGAAAAAAGUUUUGUUUCACUGCAACUAUUGCAACAAAGACAUUUCAGGGAAGAUCCGUAUCAAAUGCACAAAAUGUCCUGAUUUUGAUCUAUGUGUGGAGUGCUUCUCUGUUGGUGCUGAAGUUACUCAACAUAAAAGCAACCAUCCAUAUCGAGUUAUGGACAACUUGUCUUUCCCUCUUAUUUGUCCAGAUUGGAAUGCGGACGAGGAAAUACUGCUUUUAGAGGGGAUUGAGAUGUAUGGGCUUGGGAACUGGGCUGAGGUUGCUGAACAUGUUGGUACAAAGAGCAAGGCACAAUGCAUUGACCAUUAUACCACAUCAUACUUGAACUCGCCUUGCUAUCCUCUUCCAGAUAUGUCUCACGUUAAUGGUAAGAAUCGAAAGGAACUCCUUGCUAUGGCUAAAGUACAAGUCGAGGGAAAGAAAGGUUAGUUUUGGUUUCUCUGAAUAAAUCAAUUAUUUAAACUAGUAAUUGGGUUCAUACAACGAUUUUGUUACAAUUCUAAUAAGUUU
Molecule: messenger RNA, 920 nt
Organism: Zingiber officinale
Lineage: Eukaryota; Viridiplantae; Streptophyta; Magnoliopsida; Zingiberales; Zingiberaceae
Product: transcriptional adapter ADA2-like
Exons: 6
Coding region: 279-839 (186 amino acids)
Biological process (GO): chromatin remodeling; regulation of transcription by RNA polymerase II
Cellular component (GO): nucleus
Molecular function (GO): zinc ion binding; transcription coactivator activity; chromatin binding
Source: RefSeq, a predicted model, not a curated record